Cryptomeria japonica (Japanese cedar) is the source of this 3505-nucleotide messenger RNA. Its product is annotated as kinesin-like protein NACK1. Gene Ontology annotation, molecular function: ATP binding; microtubule motor activity; microtubule binding. Gene Ontology annotation, biological process: microtubule-based movement. Lineage: Eukaryota; Viridiplantae; Streptophyta; Pinopsida; Cupressales; Cupressaceae. The record is from RefSeq and is a predicted model, not a curated record. The transcript has 14 exons. Bases 359 to 3229 code for a protein of 956 amino acids.
CGUUAGCAAAUUGCCCUGCCCGCCCUCGUUCUGCCCGCUCAUAACACAUCCCAACCAUACAAGUCGGGCAGGCAGCCACAGAGCCCUGUUCUGUUUUCACAAUUUUCUCACUAUUCUCCUCCUCCCUCGCCUCCAUUUUGCUUGAUAAAAUUUACCUCUCAUCUGCAUUUCUUAGAGGAAAGUUUCAGUUGAUUUUAGCAGUUUUGCCGAUAUUCUUUUUUGUGAACAAAUCUGGGGCUUUUUUCCUGGAAAAGCCUGGAACAAGGUUUAGUUCAAAAGUCCUCCUGAAUCAGCGCUUCGGGAGGACUGCAAAAAAUAUAGUAAGUGGAGGUUUAGUUUCUUUCUUUGCUUAUCGAGAAUGACUGUUUCGGUGGAUCGAACUCCCGGCACACCAGCAUCUAAAAUAGAAAGAACUCCGACAACAACGCCAGGGGGAGGUCACAAUAAAGUGAGGGAAGAGAAAAUAUUUGUGACAGUGCGAGUAAGGCCUUUAAACAGGAAAGAAUUGGCUCACAAGGAUGAAUCAGCUUGGGAAUGCAGAAACGAGCAGACGAUAGUCUUCAAGCAUGGCUCAAACUCGUACUCAUUUGAUAGGGUUUUUGGGCCUUCUUGUCCAACAGAGCGUGUGUACGAGGAAGGGGCAAAAGAUGUGGCUUUAUCUGCACUGAACGGCAUAAAUGCCACUAUUUUUGCAUAUGGACAAACGUCCAGUGGAAAGACCUUCACCAUGAGAGGGAUCACUGAACAGGCAAUCAAUGACAUUUACAAUCACAUACAAAAUAACCCUGAUAAAGACUUUGUCUUGAAAAUUUCUGCUCUGGAAAUUUAUAAUGAGAUUGUUAAAGAUCUUCUGAAUCCAGAAAGUGGUCCUCUUCGUCUCCUGGAUGAUCCUGAGAAAGGGACCAUUGUGGAAAAAUUGGUUGAAGAAUCUGCAAGAGACAGUCAACACCUUCGUCAAAUAAUUGCCGUUUGUGAAGCUCAGAGGCAAGUUGGAGAGACUGCUCUAAAUGAUACAAGCUCAAGAUCACAUCAAAUUAUCAGAUUGACUGUGGAGAGUACACUGAGAUCAACAUCAAAUUCCGUUAAGUCCCUGGUUGCUAACCUGAAUUUUGUUGAUCUUGCUGGAAGUGAGCGUGCAUCACAAACCAAUGCCGAAGGGGCUAGGCUCAAGGAAGGGUGUCAUAUAAAUCGAAGCUUAUUAACUUUAAGUACUGUAAUCCGUAAACUCAGUGGUGGAAAAAGGAAUGGUCACAUACCUUACCGUGACUCAAAGCUCACUCGGAUUUUGCAGCUUUCUCUUGGUGGUAAUUCCAGGACGGCAAUUAUAUGUACCAUGAGUCCUGCGUCAUCUCAUGUUGAGCAGUCUCGAAAUACACUCAUGUUUGCUACUCGUGCCAAGGAGGUCACCAACACUGCACAAGUGAAUAUGGUUAUUUCAGAUAAGGACCUGGUCAAGCAAUUGCAGAAAGAAGUUGCAAGGCUUGAGGCCGCAAGGCUUGAGGCUGAAUUGCGUACACCAGAGCCAAUCACAGCAGCAUGUUCGGAAUCAUUAUUGAUGGAGAAGGAGCUGAAAAUUCAAAAGAUGGAGAUGGAAAUGAAAGAACUUAGACUACAACGGGAUCUUGCUCAAGCCCGGCUUGAUGAAUUAAAUCAAAAAAUGGAAUUGGAGCAGCAGCAAGAGCUAAAACAGGCUGAAGAAAGAGAAGAAGAAAAUGAAUCCCUUUCUGAGGUAAAGAAACAAGAAACAGCUGAAGAAACAGAACCCACCAUGGUUAGUAGGCCCAAAAAUAGUUCUAUGAGACAAACAGUGAGACAGUCGAGCACUGCCACUCUUGCACUGGUGCAAGAAAUUCGAAAGGUUGAACAAAUGCAAGAUGAAAUUGGUGAGGAUGCUAGCCGGGUAUUGGAAGCACUCCACAAGGAGAUAGCCUGUCUUCGUUUAGCCCAAUCAGGACUGAAUCAUGAUGCAGCUGAAACUAUUGCUCUACUUCAAACAGAAAUCAAGGAAAUGCAUAACCUCAGAUGUUCUAAUGUUGGUAAAGAUAUGGGGUCUGCUGAUAAUGUGAACCUCAAGAGUAUGGGUGCUAAUCUUAAGGAAGAAAUUAGUAGGUUACAAGCAAUGGGAGAUGAAGAUCUAACAGGGGCUGACAGCACCAUUGCUACUUUAGAAGAGACACUCAAUCAAGUUCAAAAGUCUAUAGAUAACUUGGUUGUACCUACUCCUAGUCGUCCAUCUUUGAGACGUCCUAGACAAAAUUUAGUUAGAUCUCCAUGUUCACCUCGGACCCGCCGCACCCUAGCUUUUGAAAAUGAGAAUACUCCACCAAAAAACAAUAUCAUGACAACACCUCAAGGAAGUCAGAAGUCCACUCCGACUAAAAGUGAGGAUGGGGAUGGAGUCUCCUCUAGGGAAGGCACUCCUUCUCAUCGUCGAUCUAGCUCUGUAAAUAUUAAGAAGAUGCAAAAUAUGUUUAAAACUGCAGCAGAAGAGAAUAUUCAGAGCAUACGAGCUUAUGUUACAGAGCUCAAAGAGCGUGUUGCCAAGCUUCAGUAUCAGAAGCAAUUGCUUGUUUGCCAGGUCCUUGAACUGGAAGAAAAUGCUGACAUGGAGGAAGGGCGUUCUGGGGAAGAUGAGGUGGAAAUGGAUAUUCCCUUGCAGUCACCUAGUACAAGACGCUCCUUCUUCAAGGAACAGCAAAGAAAGCUAAUUGAGCUUUGGGACCUCUGCCAAGUUUCUAUAAUACAUAGAACUCAAUUUUUCUUGCUAUUCAAAGGAGAUGAAACUGAUCAAAUAUACAUGGAAGUGGAGUUGCGCAGGUUGACAUGGAUGCAAAAUCAUUUUGCAGAAUUAGGCAAUGCAAGCCCAGCAAACACGGCAGAUGAUCAUGUUAUAUCUCUAGCUUCUAGUGCAAGAGCUCUGAAACGUGAGAGGGAACUCCUCGCCAAACGCAUGCGUUCACGAUUCACUGCUGAAGAAAGGGAGUUAUUGUUUGCUAAAUGGGAAGUUCCACUUGAGUCCAAGCAAAGAAAACUCCAACUAGUUCAAAAGCUCUGGACCAACCCCCAUUGUAUGCAGCAUAUUCAAGAGAGUGCUGAAAUUGUUGCAAGGCUUGUUGGCUUUUGUGAGCCAGGCAACAUUUCUAAGGAAAUGUUUGAGCUGAACUUCGCUCCGCCUAGUGAGCAAAAGCCCUGGCUAUGGAACCCUAUUGCAAAGAUAUUGGAUCUAUAACUGAUUUUCCUUGUACAUAUAUGAGGCUUCUAGAUUCAGAUUUCUUUGUUGAAUUGUAAUUAAGUACAUCUCUUAAUUACAUGCUGAUCUGAUACUGUAACCAAAUUUUGUGUGUAGAUAGACAGAUGUGACAUUGACUUCUGGUUAUUCAUCAGAUAUGUAACUGCAGUGCAGCAGAAAAAAAUGAAACUGGGUGGGCUUCACAAAUGUGUAAUCUAGUUUAGGAUUUUUUAUUCUUUUAGUAUUAUAUAAUAAAGUUUCCAAUGUUUUGUAUGA